Pochonia chlamydosporia 170 is the source of this 1251-nucleotide messenger RNA. RefSeq names its product oxysterol binding protein. The record is from RefSeq and is a predicted model, not a curated record. Gene Ontology annotation, cellular component: intracellular membrane-bounded organelle; membrane; cytosol. The coding region runs from base 1 to 1251 and encodes 416 amino acids. The transcript is spliced from 2 exons. NCBI's taxonomy places the organism in Eukaryota, Fungi, Ascomycota, Sordariomycetes, Hypocreales, Clavicipitaceae. Gene Ontology annotation, biological process: endocytosis; piecemeal microautophagy of the nucleus; maintenance of cell polarity. Gene Ontology annotation, molecular function: oxysterol binding.
AUGUCAUCUGGAACUGGGGCUGCGGCUCAGGCUAGCAGUGGGAGUUGGUCAGCCUUCCUCAAGUCAAUUGCCUCGUUUAACGGCGAUCUUUCGUCCCUCACUGCCCCUCCGUUUAUCUUGUCGUCCCAAUCCUUGACCGAAUUCUCCUCAUAUUGGGCAACACAUCCGCCUGUCUUCACCGCUCCUGCUGCCGAGUCCGACCCCGCCAAACGCGCUGUGUUGGUAUUAAAAUGGUUUCUGUCAACACUAAAGCACCAAUAUGCCAGCCGAAGUGAACAGUUCGGGAACGAAAAGAAGCCACUGAAUCCGUUUCUCGGUGAGCUGUUUCUAGGCACAUGGAGUGACGAGGCCGGCGAGACCACGCUUAUAUCAGAACAAGUCAGCCACCACCCUCCUGCGACUGCUUACUGCAUUCGCAAUGAUAAGACCGGUGUCAAACUGGAGGGAUACAACGCGCAAAAAGCAACUUUCAAAAGCACCAUCAUUGUGAAGCAAAUUGGCCAUGCAGUGUUGACAGUCCCCAUUCAGUCAGGUGGGAAGGAGCAGCUAGAACAUUAUCUGAUAACCCUUCCGUCCCUACAUAUCGAAGGCCUUAUUUUCGGCGCACCGUUUGUUGAACUAGACGGUUCAAGUUACAUCAGCAGCUCUAGUGGUUACACUGCCAGGAUCGAUUAUAGUGGUAAGGGUUGGCUCUCAGGGAAAAAGAACAGUGUUGUAGGUACUCUUUACCCCACGGGUAAGGAGAAAGAAGUGCUCUAUAACGUGACUGGCCAGUGGACCAAAGAGUUUGAGAUAUAUGAAGGCCCUGCCAAGAAGAACUCCCUGGCCACCAAAGUAGCUAGUUAUGACGCAGUUGGCACAGCCCAAACCGAGCUUAAUGUUGUUGGAAUAGAUGCUCAGUAUCCUCUUGAGUCUCGACGAGCUUGGGCCAAGGUUGCUAAGGCUAUUCAGGCUGGCGAUAUGGAUACAGUCUCAAUCGAAAAGGGAAAGAUCGAGCAGGCUCAGCGAGAUCUUCGGAACAAAGAGCGAGCUGAGGAACGGACCUGGGAGCGACGCUACUUUUCGGCCGUCCCGGCGGAGGAUCAAGUGCUCAAGCAGCUAGGUGAGGCCGCUGGAGUGCCAUUGAAUGGGGAUCAGGACAAAACCGGCGGUCUGUGGCGAUUUGAUGCGGAGAAAGCUGCCAAGGUCGCUACCCAGAAACUCAGCGCAGACCAACUGCAGGAGAUUGAAAAGGAGGUACUUGGACAAUAG